Frieseomelitta varia is the source of this 2070-nucleotide messenger RNA. Its product is annotated as probable cytochrome P450 6a14. Bases 109 to 1611 code for a protein of 500 amino acids. Gene Ontology annotation, molecular function: monooxygenase activity; oxidoreductase activity, acting on paired donors, with incorporation or reduction of molecular oxygen; iron ion binding. Lineage: Eukaryota; Metazoa; Arthropoda; Insecta; Hymenoptera; Apidae. The transcript is spliced from 6 exons. The record is from RefSeq and is a predicted model, not a curated record.
AAUAAAAAUGUCACGUCGCUUGCAGUUAGUCUCAGUUGGCAUUCAAACACGACAUAUGUGGCAGACAAUCUUCGUUCGUGAUUAAGAUAAAAAGUUGCGAAAAGUCUGAUGGAUUACUUUCAACUUGUCUGCGCCAUUGGCGCGGUGCUUUUGGCACUCUACUACUACUACACUUCGACCUUUGACUACUGGAAGAUUCGCAACAUAGUCGGACCACGACCCACUGUACUGGUUGGCAAUUUGGGCGAGAUUCUCUUGAGAAAGAUGUCGAUAAGCGAUAAAUUGAAACAGAUGUAUAACGAAUAUAAGAACGAGCCAGUGUUCGGAAUGUUCGAGGGAAUGAAACCUGUUCUCGUUAUUAACGAUCUGGACUUGAUCAAAGACGUUCUCAUCAAGGACUUCUCUCUGUUCGUUGACCGAGGAUUUCCCAUGCAUCCAAAGGUAGAACCGUUGAGUGAGCAUCUGUUCGCCCUGGAGGAAGAAAGGUGGCGGCCAAUGAGAACGAAACUCUCCCCGAUAUUCACGUCGGGCAAGCUGAAGGAGAUGGUCCUCCUGAUGCUCGAGUGCUCGAAGAAUCUGGAGAGAUACGUCGAGAAAGUGGCGCGAGCUGGCAAGCCGGUCGAGUGCCGUGAUCUCGCCGCGAAAUUCACGACCGACGUGAUCGGCAGCUGCGCGUUUGGCAUCAACAUGAACGCGAUCGAGGACGAGAGAAGCGAGUUCCGCGAGAUUGGCAAGAAAUUGUUCGAGCAGACACCGCGGAUGCAGGCGCGAGACUUAUGCAGGCAAUUCCUGCCAAAUUUCUACAACUUGUUCGGCAGUUUUCUGCAACCACCGGGCGUCGAUCAGUUCCUGACAGACGUGAUCACCGACACGAUCAAAUACCGAAAAGAGAACAACAUUGCCAGGCCUGAUUUCGUCAAUGCGCUGAUGGAAAUUCAAGAUCAUCCGGAGAAGUUGGAAAAUAUAAAGUUGACACCUUCGUUCAUCGCCGCGCAAGCGUUCGUCUUCUUCACAGCUGGGUUCGAAACCUCGUCGACGACGAUGUCUCACGCUCUCUACGAGCUGGCGCAGAAUCAGGACGUACAAGACAAACUGCGUAAAGAAAUCCGAGAAAUUUACGAGAAACAUGGUGGAGAGAUAACGUACGAUACACUCAAGGAGAUGAAGUAUCUGGAGAAGGUCUUCAAAGAGGUCCUAAGGAUGUAUCCAUUAUUAUCAAUGUUAACCAGAGAGGUAUCGGAGAAUUACACGUUCAAAGGCACAAAGAUCACCAUAGAAAAGGGGAUGACAGUGUGGAUACCAGUUUAUGGAAUUCAAAGGGAUCCGAAUAUUUAUCCAGACCCGGACAAAUUCGAUCCCGAGAGAUUUAACGAGGACGCUAUCGCUUCUAGACACCCUAUGAGUUUUCUGUCUUUUGGUAAUGGGCCAAGAAACUGCAUUGGUGCCCGUUUCGCGUAUUCCCAAAGCAAGAUUGGACUAGCAACGAUUCUUCGUAAUUACAAAGUCGAUGUUUGCGAGAAAACUAAGAUUCCAUAUGAAAGUGAUCCGUACCUAUUUUUGUUGACACCGAGAGAUGGUGUGCACUUGAAAAUAACCAAAGUGGAAAAUUAACAAAACUAACUAAUUUUAUCAAUGAUCUUUUCUCCAAUGUCGUACUAAUUUCAUUCGUGAAUCUUUGAUGGAAUCUUUGGAUGGAAAAUUUGACAAUUACAAAGGCUAUGAACACUUCAAAUUUCGAUCUCAUCAUAGUCCAUAAAAUUUGUAUAAAUUAUGUGUGUAGAUAUAUUAUUAUUAUUGCAUAUAUUAUCACGUUAAUAUAUAUAUUAUUUUGCGUUAAAAUGUUACUGUAAACAGAAUAAAUGUAUUAAAAUUAGAAAAUAAAAGCAUUCGAGAAAAUUGUAUCAAUGUUCUGAUGAUUACUUUGUUCGAAAUGGGAAACGUAAUUUAUGAACUGUAAAACUAACAGAAACAAAAAUUUGAAACGCUCGUCAAUUUUGAAUAAUACAUGGAAUGGAAAUAAACCAUUAGAUCAGUGAUUUUACUUUUCAAUCACUGUAAUUUACUUCACUA